AUUGUAUUCAACGUUGUGUGAUAGCGAGGUCGUUCGCUGUCACAUUUUAGUAUUUUAAGCGACGUGUUUACAUAUCGGGGCGACGCUGCGGAGAAUCAAAGCGUCUUUCAUUCCUUUCAAGAUCAACAUGUCGAGACUCAGCCCUUCUGAUCCUAGUUCUUACUCCAGACCAGAACAGGUUGUGGUGGUAUCAAUAGAUUUGAAAUGGGACGUAGACUUCUCCAGCAAAAUCAUCUCAGGCUUUGCCACUUUAACAGUGGAACGGAAGCAGGAUGAGGCUCAGCAUCUCAUUCUGGAUGCUCGUGACCUGAGCAUAAAAGCAGUGAGGGAUGAGGAAACAGGUCAGGUCCUGCAGUACACACUUGGUGACCCUCACCCGAACUUUGGAUCAGAAUUCAAGAUCAUCCUACCAUCUGACACCAAGAAAAAGUACAAGGUCCAGAUCGAGUAUGAAGUGUCCCCCAAAAGCUCUGCACUUCAGUGGUUAGACCCAGAACAAACAGCUGGGAAAAAACAUCCCUAUCUCUUCUCACAGUGCCAGGCCAUACACUGCAGGUCCUUGGUACCAUGUCAGGAUACACCAGCAGUAAAGGCAACAUACACAGCAGAAGUGAAAGCCCCAAGUGAAUUGGUGGUGCUUAUGAGUGCGCUACGAGAUGGCCAAAAGGAGGAAGGAAAUGGGACUGUUUUCAGAUUCCGUCAACCUGUACCAAUGCCAUCGUACCUGAUAGCAAUAGCAGUCGGAGCACUGGAGAGUCGUGAAGUUGGUCCUCGCACCUUAGUCUGGUCAGAGAAGGAGUUUGUUGACAAGGCAGCAUUUGAAUUUUCUGAGACUGAAACUAUGUUAAAGACUGCUGAGGAACUGUGUGGUGACUAUGUAUGGAGUCAGUACGAUUUGCUGAUCCUUCCACCAAGCUUCCCGUAUGGUGGGAUGGAGAAUCCAUGCCUCACUUUUGUCACUCCAACCUUGCUGGCUGGUGACCGCUCCCUAGCUGAUGUUGUUGCACAUGAGAUUAGUCACUCAUGGACGGGAAAUCUGGUCACUAACAAGCAGUGGGAGCACUUCUGGUUGAAUGAGGGCUUCACCAUGUUUGUGGAGCGUAAGAUUGCUGGCAGGAUGCAUGGUGAGGCUACCAGAAACUUUUCCGCAAUCGGAGGCUGGAAGGAUUUGCGAGAUUGUAUCCGUACAAGAGACGACGGAAAAGACCCUUUAACUUGCCUGAUACCAGACCUGACUGGGGUGGAUCCUGAUGAUGCAUUCUCCACUGUUCCUUAUGAGAAGGGACACACAUUUUUGUGGUAUUUAGAAACCCUUGUUGGAGGACCAUCCAAGUUCGAGCCAUUCCUCAAAGCUUACCUGGACAAGUUCAAGUACCAGUCCAUUGACUCAGACAUAUUCCGCAACUUCCUGUUUGAGUUUUUCGCCGACAAGAAGAGUGUUUUUGAUGUGGUUGAGUGGGAUGCCUGGUGGAAGACCCCUGGUAUGCCACCUAUUAAGCCUGAGUUUGAUAAUUCUCUUGCCGUAGCAUGCACGGAGCUGUGUCGGCGUUGGGUAAAGUGGGAUGUGACAACAGAUUGCCCAUUCAAGAGUACUGACCUGGAUACAUUCUCUACCAAUCAGGUCCGAGAGUUCCUGGCCCUACUCUUGGAAGAAGACCCUCCCCUGUCUGUGCCAAAGCUGGAGAAGAUGGAUGACUUGUACAGCAUGUCAGAAAGGAACAACGCAGAGAUCAAGUUUCGUUGGAUUCGCUUGGGGCUGAAGGCUCACUGGACAGAUCAGGUGGACACUGCUGUGAAGUUUGUGACUGAUCAAGGAAGAAUGAAGUUUGUGAGGCCAAUUUACAGAGACCUUUACAACUGGCCAGAGAUGAGGAACCAUGCCAUUGCUACAUAUGAAAGCAACAAAAAUUCCAUGAUGCAUGUGGCUGCUUAUGUUGUUGCCAAAGAUCUUCACCUCAGAAAGUAAUUGUGUUCACUGCACCUGUCUUUCACCAGUGAUGAUUCUGCAGCUUCUAUGCUAUUUCUUUCUUUUUCACUGCAAUGUGUUCCAGGCACGAAUUUUAGAGAAAAGUAUAGUUGUGGUCAUUUGAAGAAAUGUUGGUAUAUGUCCGUAUACCGUUUCUGUUAUAUUUCCUUUUUCUUUGUCCAUCAUGUUUUAUGGAACGAUAAGGUUAUUACAGGUGGCCCCUAAUAUUUGCUGAUUUGAUCACCAGUGAAAGUAGCCAAAUUAUGUAUGAGAAAGUAUGAAUAUAAUAAGAAAUCAAGAGAUGUACAUGCAGAAGAGAGUGAUUUUAUUUUUUAUUUUUAUUUUUAUUUUAUUUUAUUUAUUUAUUUAUUAUUAUUAUUAUUUUUUUUUUUUUUUUUUUUUUUUUUUUUUUUUUUUUUUUUCCCCAUAAAGAAUGUGAUGACAGAGUAACUCUGUCCAAUUGCCCAACUAUUCAUAUAUGAGUUAUAUCAUCUAGAAAAUAAUGUUCAGUUUUUCAUUUGUUUGCAAUUUUUCUGACAUUUGUUUUUAAAUAAUGACCUAAGAGUUACAAAAAAGAUAUUCAUUCCUAAUGAAAGAAUUAUCCAAACAGUUAUGAAACAGAGCAUAGUAAGAAUUGGGUGGCAGUUAAGAUCUGAAAGGAUUAAAUAGCAAAUAACAGUAAAAGGCAGUUGAAUAUAUGAACAAUCUCAAGAGAUACAUUAGAAAACUGAGGGGAGAGCUUUUAACAUAGGCAUACUCCUUCUACCCUCUCUUUCAUAAGAGUGUUCACCAGCACCAGUCUUUGUAUGGCUGCAUUAUUGUUAACAUCAAAUUUGUGUUUCACAGAAUUUUUUUUUACAGUUUGUAAAAUUGAAGCAUAAGCCCCAGGUGUAUCAUUAUUGAUAUCUCAGUAUGUAGUCUCAGGCAUCAGAGAGGCUAUGUUGUUUGCUGACAGAGGAAAAGUGUUGGACAAGCUUUGGAAAGUAAUAACUGUGUUUGUUGUUGGUGGAUGUUUUAAUACCAGGGAAUGGAGAGUUUACUUAGUCAAGCAGACUAAGAAGGUUGUCUGCCGAGCCCAGUGAUAUGCACAACACACAUCUCAGAUUUUUAGACAUUUGCAAGGACUUAGGAACGUUUAUAUUACAUAUGUUAAGGGCCAUCUGUAUUGUGAUUUACAGCUUUUGGUACUUGGUAGAAAUAAUAUUGCUGCUGGGGUAAGCACCUGGUUAUUGGAAGUGUAUUAUCAUGGAAAUGAUAUGCAAAGAUUUAUGAAUGAAGAAAUUAAUGGUCUAGCCUUAAAGUAUUUUUAUCUUUUAUAGUUUCAGUCUGUUCUGUAACAUAUUUAAAAAUUAGGUGAGUAUUAUAAUUUGCAGAUAUUUGAGUUAUCAAAUAUUAUUUUCCAUUAUCAUGCAUAUGGUCAUUUAAUACAUUGUUAAUGGAAAGAAUUUGUUAAGUUUAUAACAUGACUUUUGUGAUGAAAUGAAACACAAUCUAUUUUGUAAAUAUAUUUUCACGAAGUACCAUUUAUGUACCAAUUCUUGUUCUUUCCCGUAUUUUUCUUUUAUAUGUUUUUUGUUUGAAUCUGUAAUGUAGGACAAGAAAUGUAGGUAGAAUUUCUUUAUUUGCAAAUUUGCCAAUUGACAAAUGUUCUUUUUAUUUAUUCCAGUCAUAAAUUUCAUGAAGUAGCCAAACUUUAGAUUUAACUGAGUAUUGACCAUUAACAGUGUUUAUACCUUUAUUUUAUUUAUUUAUUUAUUUUUUUUUGGCUUUUACAUUUUAGGUUAAAGAAAACCAAGUUAGAUUUCUAAUUCAUUAAUUUGCAAAAACUAUAUGUAUUGAUAAAAUGUAUGAUAAUUAUUUUGUAGUAUUAUCAGAGGAAAUAGGAGAGUAAUAAUAGUAUUACCAUUUAGUAAUCCAGAUGUGGCGUCACAAAUUUCAAAACUUUAAGGUGCUUCUGUCUAUCAAUAUCUAAAAAAAAAAAUCUUUCCUUUUUUAUUUUUGAAGUUGACAUAUUGCUAUGCCAUAUUUAUCUUAUCUGUAUUUUCUAACAGAGGUGUUGCCUGGUUGGAUUUUCCAGCUGUUACGUUACAGGGUAUUUUGUCAUUGUUAAGGUGGAUAAAAACUAGACUUUUAUAUAGGGUUGCUAACCAGUUCUUCAUCGAAUGUUUAAUAGUUUCAAAUUGCUAAACAGGGGUAUAUUAUUCCUGAUUUUAUACAAGGUCGAAGUUGUAUGUUUUGUAAAAGCAUUGAGUAUAUGUUUCAGCAAAGUACUAUUUUGUAAUGAAUUCAUAUAAUAAAAGCAUACUGGUUAAUCAGA
Molecule: messenger RNA, 4283 nt
Organism: Penaeus monodon (black tiger shrimp)
Lineage: Eukaryota; Metazoa; Arthropoda; Malacostraca; Decapoda; Penaeidae
Product: leukotriene A-4 hydrolase-like
Exons: 13
Coding region: 128-1966 (612 amino acids)
Biological process (GO): proteolysis; peptide catabolic process
Cellular component (GO): cytosol
Molecular function (GO): zinc ion binding; epoxide hydrolase activity; metallopeptidase activity
Source: RefSeq, a predicted model, not a curated record